AUGGCCUCUACCAUAACCUCCGCGGUGACGACGGCUUCUGCGACUGUGACGGUGUCGUCGCCAACGUCGCCCGCGUCGGAGUCGUCCUCGGCCGCUGAAUCAGAGGUCUACCGGCCUACCCACCCCAUUGCGCACCUCCAGGGCCCCUUCGAAGAGUCCAUCCUCGAGUCCAUCCACGGCUUCAACCAGCGCGUCCUCUCCCCGCCGGACGCUGUUACCCGGCGCAAGCAGCUCCUCCAGAACCCCAAGUACCAGCGGUCAUGUUCCGGCAAGUGGCAGCAGCGCGCCGGCGAGAGAUACCACCCGCUCUGGAAGAUCAUGGCCCAGGUCUCCUUUGGCAUUCACCUGCUGGCCACCGGCUCGGCCAGGUCGGAGCUCGAGUCCGUCCAGAUCCUGCGAGUCCACGUCGCGGAGAUCGAUGGCUUCGUGCGCCGCACCAUGGAGGACUACCAGCUCGCCCACGAAGACCUCACCGCGCGGUUCGAUCUGCUCGCCGUGCCCCUGGCCAACCUGGACGUGCUCGACUCAAUGCUCGGCGACGAGUCCUUCAAGCUCUUCCUCAUCGACUGCAUCGGCAAGAUAAACCAUGUCGUCCGCCGCUCGGAGAUUGCUCUGCAGGACUCCCUCAAGGAUCUCAGAAAGGCCGCAAUUGCCGUGCGCACCGUCAAGGACUACCUGAACAUCAUCCCCCAGCACCAGCACACCUGGUCGCCGUCCUUUGGCGGUGUCUACGCCGACAUGUUCCAGCGUGUCGGCCUCUGGCUUACCAGUCUGUCCAACCUCCAGGCCCAGGGCGUUCGCCUAGUCGAGUUCCUCGUCAAUCUCUCCUCUUCCAUAUCCCGGCUGCGACUGAGGAUUGGCCUCAACCAAGCUGGCAGUGCGCGUUCUUUUACCCUCACGCCGAACAUGUUUCCUCCACCACGGGCCGCUGUCUCCAUGGAGAAUCUGCAUCAGUCCCACCAGCGAACCUCCUACGUCGACAAGCCUCUUCCGGACAUACGGCAGAGAAACCGCUCGAUCCUCUCUCUCAAGCGCUUUGGCGCGAAGUUACAGCACCGAUUCUCCUCCGUCAGCAACCAGCAACAGCACUCCUCCCCGACACCCUCCAGGACAAACUACUCUACUACCACUGGCUCCCCCAGGCCGCACUCUCCCGUCCGAGCUCCCUCUUCUCUAGCUACAUUCCCCUCUCCAUCUACAAUCAGCAUACACACCACCACCCCCGACAUACCAGAGCUACCAGAACUCGUUGGCUCCCAUCCUUUGCAGCAUCCCAACAUCCCCGAACUAGCGGGAUCCCCCCUCAUACAUUCAAAUAUCCCCGAACUGCCUGGCUCGCCCCCGAUCAAGUCGCAGCUGCUAAAGUCGGUUGAACUCGGCUCAUCUCUGGGCGAAAUCCCGCGCGACAGCAUCGACUCGGGCGCCCGCACCUUUGCAUACGAAAAUGUCGUCUCUCUCCCUGAAUUCGAACGUGGCGCUCCUCUAUCUUACAUCGAGAAACACUUUCCUGAACUCGCCCUGUCAGACAUCCCCAUCCACCAAUGGCCCACCCAAUCCUUCAAACCUCGCCAGCGGCCCCUGACGCCAGCCCAGCUCCCGCGCCGAGAAACUACAGCUAAACUAAAGCCUUUCCUGCGCGGUCUCUUCUCAAAGUCCUCGUGCGUGCAGCCCACAGUCUCCGAGUCAAACUCAAUAGAUGAUUGCUCGGAAAAGUCGCCCGUAUCCACUCCCAGCGAUCCUUCGCCCAUCCAGAGGGCCAAGCACGAACCGCCGAAUACCAUCUCUAUACGCACACUGACCAAUAGCGAACCCCGGCUGCCGCUUCCUUCAUCAAUUUAUAAUCGAGAUACCCUCAACAGCUGCGACACUCCUUCGCGCUCGCCUUCUACCGCUUCCAGAGCUACCGUCCUCACCACGGACGGAUAG
Molecule: messenger RNA, 1926 nt
Organism: Nannizzia gypsea CBS 118893
Lineage: Eukaryota; Fungi; Ascomycota; Eurotiomycetes; Onygenales; Arthrodermataceae
Exons: 2
Coding region: 1-1926 (641 amino acids)
Source: RefSeq, a predicted model, not a curated record